AUGUACUACCUACGCCGCAUUACCAUCUUUCUCGCCUUCCUGCUAUCCAUCUCGUUCCUGGCAUGGUUCCUACCCCGCUACCUUAAUCCCAACCCGCCUGAUCCGGCCAAGCAGCGUGAGGACAAGAGAUGGAUCAGUAGCAGCCCGUACUGGCUCGAUCGCCAGGCAUGCCGAUGGUUGAGCCUUUGCGGUGUACACCAUUUGUCGUGGGAUCCUGCGGCUUUGUUCCCCUUCAAGAACAAUACCGAUGCUGGCGAUUUGCGCCUUGAGCUCCGGUCCCUGUACAACGACGAGGGACGCCAUCAUGGUUGGGAAUCGGUCUCCAGAGGUCGGAAACCGGAGGUCAAAUCGGAUCCAAAGACGCUCAAGGAAAUCCCCGACUACGUUCUAAAGUAUGCGCCGCUUGUUCACCUGUACUCUGGCGAGAACUUUUGGCCUGCCGACAUCGCGGAACACAUCAAGCACAUGACACCCUACCUAAAGAAGGAAGCCUUGAAUCGGUCGAUUCUCCUUUCGGACUUGAACGAGCUCAACAAGGAGGAUGGCAUGGUUUACUUGACGAGCAACGACGACGUGGAGAAGAGACCGGAGUGGUUACACAGCCACGUUGGCAUACCUGAGCCCUGGAACGACGACGCAGACGACGGUGAGAAGGACGGUGAGGAUGACGGCAGGGGUGACCAGUCCACCGACGACCCCGACCACAUGCGAAAUCCCACAGAAGGCACGACAUGGUUCGAUGUCUCGCGCGACCACCCAGUUUCCCGCAUUUCGGACCCUCGUCGCCUAGCCCCACAGUUUGCACCCUCAGCUGCUCGCUCCGGCGGCUUUCACCUCCGCCGCCGAGAUCAAAAGCCGAUUCCCGAUACGCCUACCCACAAGCCUAAUCAGGAAGGCUACUCCAAGGCCCCCGCUGUCCUCGUUCUCGUCGACAAGGGUUCGGGUAUUGUCGACGCUUUCUGGUUCUUCUUUUACUCGUACAACCUGGGACAGACAGUUUUGACCAUUCGUUUUGGUAACCAUGUCGGCGAUUGGGAGCACUGCAUGAUGCGCUUCGAAGAUGGCGUUCCUCGUGGCGUCUUCUUCUCCGAACACGAAGGUGGUCAGGCCUACACGUACCAUGCCGUUGAGAAACGAGGUGACCGCCCGGUUAUCUACUCGGCUGUUGGAUCUCAUGCCAUGUAUGCGCAGGCUGGCGAGCAUCCUUACGUCUUGCCUUUUAAGAUGCUCAAGGACGUUACCGACAAGGGCCCUCUCUGGGACCCCGCCAAGAAUGCUUACUCGUACUGGUAUGACUACGUCCAGGACUUGGACGAAGAUUUAGACGAUGAUCUCGAUGACGAGGUCGAUGUCGCCAGCGGACAUCAAAAGGACAACAAUACCAGUCUCGUGCCUACCGCAGAGAAUCCCGACGCGCCAACCUCCUGGUUCCACUAUGCUGGCCCUUGGGGUGACAAGCUCUACAGCCUCGCCGAUAUGCGACAGUGGCGUCUCUUUGCCCAGUAUCAUUACGUUUCGGGUCCUCUGGGCCCCAAGUUCAAGCGUCUUGACCGCGAAAAGCUUUGCAUUACCAACCGGUGCCGUAUCCUCAACAGCCUGAAGCCAGGACAGACUUGGUACGGAUAG
Molecule: messenger RNA, 1626 nt
Organism: Colletotrichum truncatum
Lineage: Eukaryota; Fungi; Ascomycota; Sordariomycetes; Glomerellales; Glomerellaceae
Product: vacuolar protein sorting-associated protein
Source: RefSeq, a predicted model, not a curated record